UGGCGUCUUUCCCCCAGGACCCCCCCUGCACCCUUCUGUCUGUCUCUCUCUCUGCGGUCUCCUCUUCUCCAGCAGUCACCAUUUCGGCUCCCGGCAGACCCACACUGGCUGCCCAGCCACUCCCGCGCCUCAGCCUGGGCAGGAAGACCCUGGUGGCGGCCGCCGUAGGGGUCAUGCUGGUGCUGGUGCUGGUGGUGCUCAUCCCCGUUCUGGUCAGCUCCGUGAGCAAUGACAACAGCCACUACGAGAUGCUGGGCACCUGUCGAAUGGUGUGCGACCCGUACCAGAACAAGGGCACCAGCACAGGCAUCGCCAGCACCGGCUCUUCUGUGCAGGCCGAGGCCGAGGCUCUGGCCGACCACAGCAACAUACCUCCACCCUCCACGCUCCUCCAGGGGCCACAGGGAAAGCCGGGACGGCCAGGCAAACCCGGACCUCCGGGGUCACCAGGGGAGCCAGGGCUCCCGGGUCCGGUGGGGCCCCCGGGGGACCGGGGCGACAGGGGCCGAAGCGGGGUUCUGAAUAUGGGCAAUGAUGGAGCUAUCAGCACAGUUACAUACAACACGCACCCAUGGGUGGCUUUCUACGCAGGACUGAAGAACCCGCACGAGGGCUAUGAGAUCCUCAAGUUCGACGAUGUGGUCACCAACCUCGGCAAGAACUAUGAUGGCACUUUGGGCAAGUUCAUCUGCAGCGUGCCGGGCACGUAUUUCUUCAUCUACCAUGUCUUGAUGAGAGGAGGUGAUGGAACCAGCAUGUGGGCUGACCUGUGCAAGAACGGACAGGUGCGAGCCAGCGCGAUCGCGCAAGAUGCUGAUCAAAACUAUGACUACGCCUCAAACAGUGUGAUUCUGCAUCUAGACGCUGGCGAUGAAGUCUACAUCAAGCUAGAUGGUGGCAAAGCCCACGGGGGCAACAACAACAAAUAUAGCACCUUCUCUGGCUUCAUUCUUUACGCCGACUGAAUAUGUGAGCACAGAGGACAAGCAGUUGGAAAGAAAGAAAUAUAGCAAAAGGAAAAAGGAAGUGAAGGAAGGAGCAUUUAUCAUCCCAAGCGCUUUAUUUUACCAGGAUCUCUCCAUUGCUUCAGCACACAUUUUUACAGAAAGAGACUCAGUGGAACGAAAGUUCAGUAGCUUCUCUUCAAAUCACCUUAUUGAUUGAUAAAAGACAAGAUAAUAAAGUGAUAAAAGUGACGUUUUUCUCUUUCAGCGCUGAAAGGGCAUUUUUGUCUUUCUUGUUUUAAGACGCAAAGAGUGACUGGCAGAGAUCUUUAACCUCAUCCUCAUGUGCUUUUCUUCAGUAAAACUCUUUUUGCCCACAGAUAUCUAAUGUUAAAAAUAUCCCUGACAACCUGUGGAAAAAAGAAUGUUACUUUUGAAGGAUAUGCGGAUCUGAUGACAACUGUAUUCAUAUAAUUCUAACGCUUGUGUCCGAUUUCUCCUUACCUCUACAUUGGACACAGCACCCCCUGUUGGCUGUUGUUGGUAACUGGUUUCCAUCUGCAUUCUUUUCGUAUGUGUUGUACUCUGUUGGGACUGCAGUAGCUGAUGAGCGUUGUGAAUGAAUGUUAUUCCUUAAAGCACUUGAUACUCAAUUUAGGCAAUUGAUACUCUGCUACUCCCGCUUCCCAUGACUCCUUUCCUCACCGGUCAAUUAGCACUCGACCCUAAUCUACCUCCUCUCAGUCACCUCCUGCCCCUCCAGAAACAGCAGAUGACUUAUAAGUCUCAACUCUUUUUUUAUGAACAAGAUGGCUUAAAGAAUGUUUAUGUAUGUUUUACUAUUACUUACUAUUAGAAUAUUUUUCUGAAGCUACAUUUUAAAAAUA
Messenger RNA from Sinocyclocheilus anshuiensis, 1831 nucleotides. RefSeq names its product C1q-related factor-like. NCBI's taxonomy places the organism in Eukaryota, Metazoa, Chordata, Actinopteri, Cypriniformes, Cyprinidae. Gene Ontology annotation, molecular function: protein binding. The coding region runs from base 174 to 965 and encodes 263 amino acids. The record is from RefSeq and is a predicted model, not a curated record. The transcript has 2 exons.